AUGUUACCUGUUACUGCUAGAAACUCUUUAGCUCGUUGUUUAUUAAGAUCUAACAAAUCUUAUGCCUCUUUAUUGAAUACUGCUGCCAAUGGCUGUGGUGAAUGUAGUUGCGAUACCCCACACACCAACUCUAUUCGUUAUUAUAGCAAUGGCGAAAAAACUUUGAAGGAAAGAUUUGCUGAAAUUUUCCCAGGUAAAGCAUCUGAAAUUAAGGAAUUCAAGAAGCAAUACGGUAAAACCGUUAUUGGUGAUGUCUUAUUAGAACAAGCUUACGGUGGUAUGCGUGGUAUUAAAGGUUUAGUCUGGGAAGGUUCUGUUUUGGAUCCAAACGAAGGUAUUAGAUUCAGAGGCAAGACUAUUCCAGAAAUCCAAAAGGUACUACCACACGCCGAAGAGGGUAAAGAACCAUUACCAGAAGCUUUGUUUUGGUUAUUGUUAACUGGUGAGGUCCCAUCUGAAGCCCAAGUUAAAGCCUUAAGUGCUGAUUUGGCUGCCAGAUCCCAAUUACCAAAACAUGUUUCUGAGUUGUUAGACAGUUUACCAAAGGAUUUGCAUCCAAUGGCGCAAUUUUCCAUUGCUAUCAACGCUUUAGAAAGUGAGUCCAAGUUUGCCAAGGCUUAUUCCCAAGGUGUGAACAAGAAGGAUUACUGGAACUUUACCUACGAAGAUUGUUUGGAUUUAUUGGGUAAAUUACCAGUCAUUGCUGCUAAAAUUUACAGAAACGUUUUCAAGGAUGGUAAAAUUGCUGAAGUUAAUCCAAACUUUGAUUAUGGUAAGAACUUGGCUCAUUUGUUGGGUUACACCAACAAGGACUUUGUUGAAUUGAUGAGAUUGUAUUUGACUAUCCACUCCGAUCACGAAGGUGGUAAUGUCUCUGCUCACACAACCCAUUUAGUUGGUUCUGCUUUGUCUUCUCCAUACUUAUCUUUUGCUGCUGGUAUGAACGGUUUGGCUGGUCCAUUGCACGGUCGUGCCAACCAAGAAGUCUUGGAAUGGUUGUUUAAAAUGAGAGACGAAUUGAAGGGCGAUUACUCUAAGCCAGCCAUUGAAAAGUACUUGUGGGAAACUUUGAACAGCGGUAGAGUUAUCCCAGGUUAUGGUCAUGCCGUCUUGAGAAAGACGGAUCCACGUUAUACUGCCCAACGUGAAUUUGCUUUGGAACAUUUCCCAAAUUAUGAGUUAUUCAAGUUGGUUUCUGCCAUUUACGAAGUUGCUCCAGGUGUUUUGACCAAGCAAGGUAAGACCAAGAAUCCAUGGCCAAAUGUUGAUUCUCACUCUGGUGUUUUGUUACAAUACUACGGUUUAACUGAAGCCUCUUUCUACACUGUGUUGUUUGGUGUUGCUAGAGCUUUUGGUGUUUUGCCACAAUUGAUUACUGACAGAGCUGUUGGUAGUCCAAUUGAACGUCCAAAAUCUUUCUCUACUGAAAAAUACAAGGAAUUAGUUGCAAAGAUUAACGGCGGUAAAUAG
Molecule: messenger RNA, 1470 nt
Organism: Saccharomycodes ludwigii
Lineage: Eukaryota; Fungi; Ascomycota; Saccharomycetes; Saccharomycodales; Saccharomycodaceae
Gene: CIT2
Product: citrate (Si)-synthase CIT2
Exons: 1
Coding region: 1-1470 (489 amino acids)
Biological process (GO): tricarboxylic acid cycle; carbohydrate metabolic process; citrate metabolic process
Cellular component (GO): mitochondrial matrix
Source: RefSeq, a predicted model, not a curated record